AUGGCAUUGCUGACUCCACGCUUUCAGAGAGCAAUAAGGAAAGGUAGUUUCUUGAAGAAGGGUAGCUCAUCAAAAUCAAAGCUUGUAGAGAAGACCAAUAACAAUAACAGUGCUGAUGGUUGCUACAAGUGUGGAAAGAAAGACCACUUCAUCAAGGACUGUCCUCUGUGGGAACUCGAGUGGAAAAAGAAAAAUUAUGAUAAAGGAAAGCAACAAAAGAAAGAUCGGGUUCCUGGACAAAGAAUGACAAACAAGGCAAUGGAUAAAAUUAUGAAAAAGGCAAUGGCUUCUAUACAAUCAUCCUCAACUGAUGAGUCUGAUGAUGAUGAUGGAAGUGAAGAUGAGGAUCAGUCAUUAAUGGCCAAGCACAAUGACUCAGAAUCAGAAGAUCUCUUGGCAUUGAUGGAAAAUUCAUACUCUGACGCCGAUGAGGAAGAAGAACCUGAGUUAAGCUUUCAAGACAUCAAAGACAAAAUUCAGACCUACUCUAAAAAUAAACUGAUUUCUCUAUCAGACUUCUUAAUUGAUGCAUAUCAAAAAAAAAUGACGAAAAGGAGCAAUUGA
This is a messenger RNA of Nicotiana tabacum (common tobacco), 564 nucleotides long. Lineage: Eukaryota; Viridiplantae; Streptophyta; Magnoliopsida; Solanales; Solanaceae. The record is from RefSeq and is a predicted model, not a curated record.